Molecule: messenger RNA, 1256 nt
Organism: Gambusia affinis (western mosquitofish)
Lineage: Eukaryota; Metazoa; Chordata; Actinopteri; Cyprinodontiformes; Poeciliidae
Gene: hemk2
Product: N-6 adenine-specific DNA methyltransferase 1
Exons: 7
Coding region: 158-814 (218 amino acids)
Biological process (GO): methylation
Cellular component (GO): eRF1 methyltransferase complex
Molecular function (GO): nucleic acid binding; protein methyltransferase activity; S-adenosylmethionine-dependent methyltransferase activity
Source: RefSeq, a predicted model, not a curated record
CUCUUGUAAUUGUUCCUCCUGGACGGCAGGUGGCGCAGGACACAAACUACACUCUCCACAACAACACAUGGUUGUUUGGCAGAACACAGUGGGACGCGUUUUGAGCUAAGAACAGGUUUUAGGUUCUUGUGGGUCGUUUUUACGUGAUGUAGCUAACAUGAGCAGCAGGUUCCCCACGCCGCUUUACUCCCACGCGGGACGCGGAAGCUUCCAGGACGUUUACGAGCCCGCGGAGGACUCGUUCCUGCUGAUGGACGCGCUGGAGAAAGACGCAGAGACGCUGCAGCAGAUGAGCCCCUGCGUGUGCGUGGAGGUGGGCAGCGGCUCCGGAGCGGUUUCUGCGUUUCUGGCGUCGGUGGUCGGACCUUCAGCCCUGUACCUGUGCACUGAUGUGAAUCCAGCUGCAGCUCAGUGCACAGCCAGAACCUCCUGCUGUAACCAGGUCGCCCUGCAGCCUGUCAUCACUGACCUGGUUCAGAGUCUUUUGCCGAGGCUCAGUGGGAAGGUGGAUGUCCUGCUCUUCAAUCCUCCAUAUGUGGUCACUCCUUCAGAAGAUGUUGGCAGCAGAGGUGUGGAGGCGGCCUGGGCUGGAGGAGAGCGAGGCAGACAGGUCACUGACAGGCUCCUCCCUCUGGUUCCUCAGCUGCUGUCCAGUACCGGCCUGUUUUACCUCGUCACCAUCGCUGAGAACAAACCAGAGGAGAUCAUCAGGUUAAUGAGACAGUUUGGCCUGGAAGGAGAAACCUGCUGUUCAACCAGAGCUGUGAAUGAGAGGCUCUCUGUCCUGUGUUUCCAUAGAAACCAGCAAAGAUGACGUUUCCAUCUGGUCCCAGUUGCACGGCUCCACUGGCCACCAGCUCCAGAGCUUUAGGAAAGGCUUUAUGUUCAGCCUCCCUGAUUCUGGCACAAAGACUCUCCUCUGUGUCUCCAAUCAACACCGGAACCGCUUCCUGGACCACGAUGGCGCCGGCAUCAACCUCUUCCUAGAAGAACAGAAGAGAUGUUAUUUUGUGGCUGGACUUUAUAAAAUGUGUAUUUAUAUAAGUGUUACACUUACAGCUACAAAGUGGACAGUACAGCCAGUUAUUAGCACUCUGGCCUGGAGAGCCUGUUGCUGGGCAUUGACCCCUUUGAAUGAAGGCAGUAGAGAGGGAUGGAUGUUCAGGAGCCUCCCUGACAAAAAGAAGAAUUGAGUCAUUUAAACUUAAAUGGUCUAAAAAUAAAAAAAAAAUCCAUUAAACUUUAAUAAAUUAAGA